Molecule: messenger RNA, 237 nt
Organism: Phanerochaete carnosa HHB-10118-sp
Lineage: Eukaryota; Fungi; Basidiomycota; Agaricomycetes; Polyporales; Phanerochaetaceae
Exons: 2
Coding region: 1-237 (78 amino acids)
Biological process (GO): dUTP catabolic process; dUMP biosynthetic process
Molecular function (GO): magnesium ion binding; dUTP diphosphatase activity
Source: RefSeq, a predicted model, not a curated record
AUGUCACCCCAUUGGCUGGACAUCCUGAUGGGGGGAAUUCUCCCGAAACAAGGGUCUGAAGAAGCCGCUGGAUUUGAUCUUUACUCGGCCGAGAGCGUUAAGAUACCGGCACAAAGUCGCAAGAUCAUCGGCACCGGCAUUGCAAUGCAGGCCCCUUAUGGCACCUAUGCGCGAAUCGCCCCACGAAGCGGAUUAGCGGUCAAAGGGAUUGACAUUGGUGCUGGAGUCGUCGACUGA